Messenger RNA from Carcharodon carcharias (great white shark), 5574 nucleotides. Its product is annotated as cilia- and flagella-associated protein 44. The coding region runs from base 94 to 5454 and encodes 1786 amino acids. The record is from RefSeq and is a predicted model, not a curated record. Gene Ontology annotation, molecular function: protein binding. Lineage: Eukaryota; Metazoa; Chordata; Chondrichthyes; Lamniformes; Lamnidae. The transcript has 34 exons.
CGAGCUUCUUUUCCGUUUCUUCUCUGAACCUUGACCCUGCUUGAAAUUCCGGCAUACCCGGAUGUUCACGUUACCCCCGGCAACCGAUCAAACAUGGAGAGGGAAAAGGAGGAAAAAGAAGAGGAUGCAACCACUGAGAAUCUUGCUUCUGAUGAUUUUGAUUAUGAGCUGCAAGGUGAAAACGAUGUGCAAGGAGAUGAAACAACAGCGCCACCUGAAGAAGGAGAGCAACUUGCAGAGGAGGUGGAGAGGGGCACGGACGAGGAAUUAAGUAAAAAGCAAAUGGAAAAAACCCUCUCAGAUGACUUCUUCUAUGACUAUGAGGAUGUAUACUUCAAACCGUUCAUCACACCAGACUCAGAAAUUCCAGAAGAUCUGCUUACCUUUUUAUAUUCUUUUGGUUACGAUUGCACUCGACGUGUGAAUAUUCAACUCAUAGAUGAGCAAACUAUAAUGUUUGUGGCUGGUAACCUGGUAAUCCUAAUGAAUAUUAAGACCAAGGAGCAAAGGCACGUUCGAAGCAGCUCUGGAGGGGGCAUUGGCACUGUGAUGGUUCAUCCAAGCAGAAACUAUUUUGCUGUAGGUGAAAAGGGCAUUAUGCCCAACAUAAUUAUCUAUGAAUAUCCUUCCCUGAAACCGUACAGAAUCAUGCGAGGAGGAACCGAGAGGGCCUAUGCUUUUGUUGACUUUAAUUCAUCGGGCAGUCUGCUGGUCAGCGUAGGGGGGCAUCCAGAUUACAUGGUCACCAUCUGGAACUGGAAGCAGGAAAAUAUAGUGCUGCGCUCAAAAGCCUUUUCACAGGAUGUUUAUCGGGUCACCUUCUCCCCAGAAAAUGAUGAACAACUGACCACCUCGGGCACAGGACAUAUCAAGUUUUGGAAGAUGGUGGAGACUUUCACUGGGCUCAAACUGCAAGGUGAACUUGGCAGGUUUGGCAGAACUGCGCUGACGGACAUUGAUGGUUAUGUAGAGUUGCCAGAUGGAAAGGUAGUGUCCGGUUCUGAAUGGGGAAAUAUGUUGUUGUGGGAUGGUGGUCUUAUCAAAGUGGAACUCAGCAGAAGGGACAGCAAGCCGUGUCAUCUUGGACCUAUAAAUCAAUUUGUACUGGACGAGGGAGAACUUAUCACUGUCGGAGCUGAUGGAUGUGUGCGGGUCUGGGACUUUGAGACCAUUGACACAGCGGAGUCGUAUGAUGAGGAAUCUCUAAUAGAGAUGGAGCCAAUGAACGAAUUGAAUAUUGGAAGGAACGUUAACCUGCAUUUCAUGGUGAAGUUCAAAGACUCGAACUUUAUUUGGUGUGCCCAGGAUGCCAAUGGUAGAAUCUGGAAACUUGACCUCUCUUUUUCAAAUAUUACCCAAGACCCUGAGUGUCUAUUUUCUUUCCACUCUGGGGCGAUCCAAGCCAUGGACCUUUCACCACUCACCUAUCUGAUGGCGACAACCGCACUUGACCGCACGGUGCGUAUCUACGACUUUGUGAGAAAUAAAACAAUGGCUAUUGUGAAAUACAGUCAAGGUGGAACUGCACUAAUUUGGGCACCUCUUGUGCUCUACCCAAAGGGAAACAUGAUUGCUGUAGGCUUUGAAGAUGGUGUUAUCCGCAUCUUGGAAAUAUAUAACCCUAAAGGCCUUGCUCAUGUUGCUGGCAGAUCGGAAGUUGGUGAGAUUGAUAUUCGCCUAAAACAGGCCUUGAAGCCACACACAGCAGAUGUCACUGCUAUUGCUUAUGAACAUAAUGGAGAAAUGCUUGCAACAGGUAGCAAAGACAACACAGUAUUUUUCUUUCUAACUGGGAAUGAAUAUGUACCAGUGGGAUUCAUCAGUGUACCAGGACCUGUUGUAAGCUUGCAGUGGUCUCCACCUAGCCAUGAGACAACUAAGUUGCUCAUAUUUUGUGAAAAUGGUUAUGUCGUUGAAACUGCAUGUCCAGAGCUCGAGGAACUAGAUACGACUUUAACAUUUGAGAUUCCCCUACCGAAGCAGUACUUCCGUUUCAAGAGCAUCAGGUCUAGCAUAGAGAGAAAUACAGAGAUUAAGCGGAGGCAGAAGAUAAAAGAACAAAAAGAGAAAGAAAAGCAAGAAAGACUCCAAAAAAAGAAGGAAAUGGCAGAAGAUAAUCCGGAAUUGGCUUCUGAGGAAGAAGAGGAAGAAGAAGAGAAAGAGGAGGAAGAGGAGCCACUCCCAAUGAUCUACAUUCCUCUUGAACCAAACGCCAUAUUAUGUGGUUUCUACUCAAAUCCAGGGCAAUUCUGGUUGUCUGUGACUGGUUACGAUUGUGGAUAUCUCUACCAUUGUAAGUUCACAGAAGAAGAGAAUGUUAACAAGGAUGGCUCCAUAAAUAUGAAGGAACCAUUUGCUUUUUUAGCCAUUGAAGAUGCAAGUGAAAACCCAAUCAGACAAAUGGUUUUCAAUUCAGAAGGAAACCUUCUAUUUUGUGGGAUGGAAAAUGGAGCUGUGCGUAUCUAUCCUCUCUUGUUCAAUGAUUUUGAUUUAAAAUCCAUGCAAAUAUUCUGGAGCCUCAGUAUUCAUGACAAUGAUUAUGGACACAUCAAACGAAUCUGCAUCAGUUACGACAGUCAGUUUUUGGUGACAUGCGGGGCUGAUGGCAACAUCUUUGCUUUCAGUAUACUUCCUCAGGAGGACAUUGUAGAAUUAAUGAGAGGAAGACAAGCCCGGGUGCCAUCUCCCAGGAAGGAUCUUGCAACAGACAAAAUAGCAGAUGAUAUUGAUGACCCAAAUGCUUACAGCCUUGAAAAUGCUAAAAAGAAAGCAGAGAUGGACCUGAUAAUGAAACUGGCAGAGGAAAAGAAGGCCAAGAAAAGACUGGAGCUACAUGAGCUACGAGACGAGUUUAGAGAACUUCAAAUAAAAAAUGCGGAACUCCUUGAGCAUGUCCAGCUCAAGAAAGAGGAUUUUGAACUGGAUCGUCAGAUUCGAAGUGAGGUUGAGAGGCAGAUUGCUACUCGGAUUGAGUUAGUUUGUAAAGAAUUGGCAUGGGAACAGGAAAAGUAUCACAUUGGCCUUCAAAAGCUCCAAGCCAGGUUUCGAAAUGCAGUGGAAUUUGACUCCAUCGUUGUGCAUUGCUUUGAAAGUGAUCAUAAGGUAUCAACAUACCGGGUAACAUCUUUGUCUGAAAAGUAUCACCAGUUGAAGAUUGACAUGUUAAGGAAGAGCCUGAUACAGAUUGACCAGAAAAGCAAAGACAACCUUUAUAAGGAAAGUAAAGCAACAGGUAUUGAUAAGGCUGUGGUUGCGGAACAGGACUUGGAUGUUGACCUGUUGAAAGGUUCUCAAAGCCCACAAGUAAAGGUGAAUGUUGGAAUACGACAAGAGAAUAUGAUCAAUAAAGCAGAGAAGGCAAAGAAUAAAAUUGACCAGAGGAAAAAAGAAUGGAAAGAUCUUUAUGCGAGCAGACCCGAUGAUAAUUACGAAGAUCCAAAUGAUGUGGCAGCAAUUAAAGAAGCUCAAGAAAACAUGGGAGAUUUCAAGUUAAAGACUGCUGCUGACUACACUGUACCGGAACACCUGCGUAUUAAUGCAGAGAAGAAAAGGAAUCAACUUAUUUGCCUCGAGGAGCUGAUUCAUGAAUUCAAAGUUGAUAUGAGCAGGAAGGUAGUUGAUCUUCGUGACACAAAGAUUGAUAUUAUUGAACAAAUCACCAAUCUCACUGAGGAGUUGAGGGUAAUACAGACCAAGCUUGAUCCUUCACAACAUCUUCCCAUUCCCAUCAUCCCAAACCUGUACCCUGAUGAAAUGCCUGAGAAGUUGUUCCAAAUUGACCAGGAAAAACUGCAGGAAUUCAGGGAAGAAUACAGUUCCAGCAAGAAACGCAAUAGAAUGUCUGAACAGCUCAGUGAGUUUGGAAAAUCAUCUGAAACUGCAAACCCAUCACAAGCUAGCUCAAUUCAGCAAAUAGAACAAAGCAAUAUAAAAUCUCCAGUGGCUGAGAUGAUAGAACCAUCACAGCUGGAGGCUGAAAUCCAAAUCAUUGAAGAGAAAACAAAUUUAUAUUUGCAAAAUGCAGUACUGAAAAAGAUCAAUGAUUUGAUAAAGAACUUUGAUGCAGAGAUUCGGGUCAUUUGUCACCAGAAAUGUAAGCUGGACAUUGCUAUGAAGAUGGCUGACCUACGGCACGUUACGCUUUUUGAAGAGGUUCUUCUCUUGAAAGAGUUUGAAAAGAGUGAGGACGUUUUGCAGGAACGUGUCAACCAACGCAUUACUGAACGGCUGGAAACACAACUUAAAUCAGAGGAAUGUUUGCAACAGUUAGAUGGCAAAAAACGUGAUGUAGCUAAACUACAAGAGAAGGAGAAGGCCCUUCAUGCCACCUUCUUGCUGUCACUCGGUGAAAACAACAAACAUGCUGAUUUUCUCACCAGAGUCUUCAAGAAGAAAAUCAAACGGAGAAGAAGGAGUGAAGCAAAAAUCUCAGCAGAGUCAGAUGAAGAGACCGAUGAAGAAUCGGAUGAGGAAUUUGGCUACAGUGAUGAGGAUGAAUCAGAUUCUGAUGAUGGUGGAGUGGAUGACUCUGCUUGUCCAGAGACUUGUGACCCAGCGCUAUUUGAAAACACCCUUCAACUUCGAGAAAAGCGAUUGGAUAUUGAGGAAGCCUUGGCUGAAGAGAAAAAAUCUGUGGAAUUGUUAAAGAAAGAAUAUGAUAUGAUUGCUAAGAAGGUAAAACUUAUCGAUGGAACUGUAAAGUCUGCGAAGAAAGACCUGGAAGUGUUGCAACGAGAGAAACAACAGAAACUGAAUGAGCUGUAUGUGGUUGUUCCUCUGAAACUCCAUCAGGUGGAGUACAUUGUCAAUGGAGAUAUGCCGAAUGAUCUUGUACUUGGGCUGGUUUUCACCAAUCCAGCUUUGAUGUUGCUGCAAAAGCGGAUCAAAGAACUGCAGGUGGAAAAGGACGAGCAGCGAGAGCUGUUUAAACAUGCACGGCAAAAACAUGUCCAGCUUCUGCGGGACAAAGCAGGGAUGGAAGCUGAAAUAGCAGAAUUAGAAGAAACCUGUUAUCAAGAAAUGAUCCGGAAGUUUGGCCGUGUGGUCGAUUUGGAAGCGUUGCAAACUCUGUCAGUGAACAUGACCCUGGAAGAGUUGAAAGAGAAGAUUGAUGUCAACGACAUGCGAUUCAAAAGAAGAAUCAAACAAAAGGAUGAUAAAAUUGCAGAGUUGCAAGCCGAGCUUACAGAUUUCACCAGACAAUAUACAUGCAGACUGGAUCAGAUGAAUACAAUGACAUUGGAAAAGAGGAAAAUUGAAACCCAGUUAAAUAGCCAGCAGAAGAAAAUGGGUGUCGAGCUUCAGAAGCAAAAAGCUAAAUUGGAAGAGAAGCAGGACCUGAUUCAGCUUGUGGAAAGACAGGCAAAAGAAGUAAACAAAUUGAAAGAUGAAAUCAGUCUGCUGACCAGAAAAGGUGGUCACAUCCUUCUUCCCUCCCAACCACCUUUACCAUAGUGAACUUUGCAAUACCAUUAUCUCCUUACACUCAUUUUAGGUUUGUGUUUUUGUUUCCCUUGUACAUGAUUUCAUCCUAGUCUGACAAUAGAUGCAAGUCAAUAAUAAAUAUUUAGUAUG